This is a messenger RNA of Tetrapisispora phaffii CBS 4417, 1137 nucleotides long. RefSeq names its product sterol 24-C-methyltransferase (gene ERG6). Gene Ontology annotation, cellular component: endoplasmic reticulum. Gene Ontology annotation, biological process: ergosterol biosynthetic process. The coding region runs from base 1 to 1137 and encodes 378 amino acids. Lineage: Eukaryota; Fungi; Ascomycota; Saccharomycetes; Saccharomycetales; Saccharomycetaceae. The transcript has a single exon. Gene Ontology annotation, molecular function: sterol 24-C-methyltransferase activity. The record is from RefSeq and is a predicted model, not a curated record.
AUGAGUGGUACUACACAAGAAGAAACUACCGAAUUGAGAAAGAGACAGGCUCAAUUCGCAAAAGAAUUACACGGUGAAGAUGCUGGUUCCAAAACUGGUUUAACUGCUUUAUUCUCAAAGAACAAGAGCGCUCAGAAAGAGGCUGUUGCAAAGUACUUGAAACAUUGGGACGGUAAGACUGACGCUGAAGCUGAGGAUCGUCGUCUGGAAGACUACAACGAGUCUACUCACUCCUACUACAAUGUUGUCACUGACUUCUACGAAUAUGGUUGGGGUUCUUCCUUCCAUUUCAGCAGAUUCUACAAAGGUGAAACCUUCUUUGCUUCUGUUGCUAGACAUGAACAUUACUUAGCUUACAAAGCUGGUAUCAAAGAGGGCGAUUUAGUUUUAGACGUCGGUUGCGGUGUCGGUGGUCCAGCUAGAGAAAUUGCUAGAUUUACUGGUGCUAAUAUCAUUGGUCUAAACAAUAAUGAUUACCAAAUCGCUAAAGCUAAGUAUUACUCCAAGAAAUUCCAUUUAGAAGAUCAAUUAGACUUUGUUAAGGGUGAUUUCAUGAAUAUGGAUUUCGAACCAGCUACUUUCGACAAAGUUUACGCCAUUGAAGCUACUUGUCAUGCUCCAAAAUUAGAAGGUGUCUACGGCGAGAUUUACAAAGUCUUGAAGCCAGGUGGUGUUUUUGCAGUUUACGAAUGGGUUAUGACUGAUAAAUACGAUGCAUCUAACCCAGAACAUAGAAAGAUCGCUUACGAAAUCGAAUUGGGUGAUGGUAUCCCAAAGAUGUUCGAAUGCGACGUCGCUAGAAAAGCUUUAAAAAACGUCGGUUUCGAGGUCCUUGUCGAUGAUGAUUUGGCUGAUAAUGAUGAUGAAAUUCCAUGGUACGCACCAUUGAGUGGUGAUUGGAAGUACAUCCAGAACAUCAGUGAUUUAUCUACUUUUGUCAGAACUUCUUACUUAGGUAGAAAACUAACCAACGCUAUGGUUUCUGUUAUGGAAAGAUUAGGUUUUGCCCCAGAAGGUUCCGUUAAAGUUACCCAAGCUCUAGAAGAAGCUGCUGUCGGUUUAGUUGCAGGUGGUGAAGCUAAGUUAUUCACCCCAAUGAUGUUAUUUGUCGCUAAGAAACCAUUAGACGCCAAAUAA